Hydractinia symbiolongicarpus is the source of this 3623-nucleotide messenger RNA. RefSeq names its product very-long-chain 3-oxoacyl-CoA reductase-like. The transcript has a single exon. Gene Ontology annotation, molecular function: oxidoreductase activity. NCBI's taxonomy places the organism in Eukaryota, Metazoa, Cnidaria, Hydrozoa, Anthoathecata, Hydractiniidae. The record is from RefSeq and is a predicted model, not a curated record. Bases 967 to 1863 code for a protein of 298 amino acids.
CCAAAUUUUGUCGAAAAUAAAGUAGUUUUAAUUUUUGGACCAAUUUUGGCCUAAAAUGACAUUUAAGGUGGCAAAAAACAAAAUUUUGAUGUCACUCAUUUUCAGCAUACUUUUUUUGGUAACUGUGCCAAAUUUUGUCGAAAGUAAAGUAGUUUAAUUUUUGGACUAAUUUUGGUCGAAAACAAAUACCAAUUUUGGCCUGAAAGGUCAUUUAGAUGACUUCCCAGUACUUAGGGAGCUUGGGUACGAAGUUUAAAUCUGUGACGUUGCAAUUGACCAGAUGGGACAGGGUUACUUAGUCAGUUAUACGAGUUAUAUGUGAAAUCCCAGGGUCAAUUUUUUCUCAAAAAAUGCUCCGAAAGAAGAAAACAACGGUUUUAAAGAAUUUCCUACGCCUUCGGGCGUGGAAAUUCAAAUAAAAACACAUAGAACUAAAAAAUAAGAAAAAACGAUAUGCACAGAAAGCAUACAACAUAACACUAACGAUACAACACUGAAAUAAAAAAACUUAUAUGCGAUUUUAACAUGAACAACAAUGAGACGAUAGUCCAAAGGAAAACAAGACUAUUAGAUUUAAUUAAUCAUCUUGCGAGGCACCACAAAGAAGAGCACAAUGCUUCAUCCAUGUGUUGCCUACACAUGGCAUAAACAUUAUGGCUCCCCUUGAGAUGUCUUUGUGUAUCUCGAAACAUGAAAUACUACAUACAAUCAAUAUAAAUUAGAAUUAAGGAAAGUGGAGAAUCCUUUUUCAACAAGUAAAACUAAUUUUGAAAUAGUAACGUUGCCCGUUACAAUUUCUCACCAUUACAGUUUGUACAAUUCCUUUUUUGUCAGGGAAAAUUUUGUCUACUAUGUACAACUUCCAAUCGUUUCGUACUAACAAUUCUAAACAAUCGAAAUCUGUGUUUUUAAAAAAUUGUCUACCUAAUCCAAUAGCUAUGGUAUAUUUUUUAGGUUUAACAAAUAAUGAGUAUGCCAAUUAUUGAAGUGCUUGGUUUUGUGACAUGCAUUGUCAUUGGGCUAAAGUUUGUCUUUUUUAUGUGGCAAAUGUUUAGAUGUUAUUUCCUAACAAAGAUUGGGUUUACAUGUGAUCUGCAACAGUUUGGUGAAUGGGCUGUUGUGACAGGAGCAACUGAUGGCAUUGGAAAGGAAUAUGCAAGACAGCUGGCAAAGAAACGUUUCAAUAUUGUGUUGAUAAGCAGAACAGAAACUAAGCUAAAAAAUGUGGCUUUGGAAAUAGAAAAUGAUUUUCAAGUUAAAACCAAAAUUCUACAAUUUGAUUUUACCAAAACCAGCGGUUACGAAAGAAUUGAAAAUGUAGUUAAUGAUUUGGAUAUUGGAAUUUUAGUUAAUAAUGUUGCUAUGGCAGGCCGAAGUCUGACUGCUUUUCAUGAAUGUGACAUGGAAAGUGCUGUUGCUAUUUUACAAUGCAACAUAUUUUCUGAUGUUCGCAUGACAAACAUUGUUUUAAAAGGAAUGACAAGGCGUGGACGUGGGGCCAUAAUUCACUUGGCAUCUUCAUUGAUGUAUCUUGAUGCACCAUAUGUAAAUAUUUAUGGCCCUUCAAAAAACUUUAUGAGAAAAUUUGUGAAAUCUUUGCAAUUGGAGUAUUCCGGGCAAAUUUUCCAUCAAUUGGUAGCCCCAGCGUUUGUUGCAACAAACAUGUCCAUGAGGAAAAUCAGUUUCUGGAUUCCUUCUGCCGAAGAUUUUGUUCAUUCAGCUAUUCGCACGAUUGGUAUUACGGAAGUCACAUGUGGCUAUUUUUUGCACGAGUUACAAGCUUUAUUACUUUGUUAUCUUCCACAAUUUAUUAUAACAUAUGCAAUUCGUAAGCGUUCUAAAAAAACACAGAAGAAACAAUAAAUCAUGUUGAUGAAUUACAGGAACAAAGGAGAGUUCUGACUAAACAAACAUUAGAUAAAGAUUAAAUACUUCUCAAUUAAAAAAUGCACAUUUUAAUUUUUUUUAUAGAUAAACCAUACCUUUGCAGGAUGUUUAUAAUUUUCCAAAGCUUCCUGUUCUUGUUUAUGUGAUAUAAAGUUGCACACCUGAGGGAUUUGUAUUGAUUUACUUUAUAACUACGUUAAAGCUUAUUUCAAAUGAUGAUUUAAAAUUGUUCUAGAAAGGUAAUUCACUUUAUAAUUUUGCAUGUGCAAAAGCAUUUUACAUGAUGUUAACAUACAGUAGUAGUGCUAAUAUUAAUACUAUAACAUUAAUAAGGCUAAUAUAAUUUUAUCAAAUCCCCUGGACAGUCACAAAUGUUUGAGGUGUUUGUUAAAUAUCUAGCAUUUUGUUAAGUUUCGUUAUUUAUACUGGUAUGCAAAACUGCUUUUGUCUUAAUAUAAUUAAAAUUUAAAUUACAUAUUUUUUAAUAUGCCUAAAUUUAAAAAAUAAGAGGCUGACAACAUGUUUUUUUUAAAAAAUUUUGCAACAUUGACAUAUUUCAUAAUUUUUUAAAUCCUAGCUCUAGUGGAAUUUUUUUAAAAGUAAAAGUGAAAAGUUUGAUUCGUAGCACUUAGUCUUGUGGCUUGUGCCUUCCAGCAUUAUUACUGGUUUGAAUUAAUAUUUCUUGCAUCUGUUCGCGUAAACUGCAUAAUAGACAUGGCUUCCUAAGAAGACAGGCACAUGUAGAAUUUUUUAAUAUAAAAAUAAGGAUUUUUACAUUUUCAUACUUUGAAAAAGAUUAGUUGUCUGCUAUCAGUGGUUUUUAAUUUUGUUUUAAAACACCCAGCAAUGCUGACUUAGGUUUAGCAGUGUUUUUGUUUUGUUAUCAUCAUAAUUUUCAAUUUCCUUUAAUAAGAAGUAAGCUAAGACCUCUUUUCCUAAAUGCUAUGUUUGUGAAUAAAUUUUGCUGCAAGAUUCAUAUUGGAAAAACGACACUACUGAUAUAUUCCACAAAAACUUACAUAAAAAAUAUUACAUAAAUAGUUUUAGAAAGUUCAAGCUUCAUUUUUAAUCAUAGAUUGUUAAGAAAUAUCUUACAUUUAACAUAAAGCUAUAACACAUAGAAUACUAUAAAUAAUAAUAAUACAAACACUAAAAGUACCAGUUAAUAAAACAACCUGCCCCCCUCUAUCUUAAUCUGGAGACUCUAGAAGGUAUUUCACUUUAAUGUUAACACAGAGGAAGAGGGAGAAAGGUGAAACUAUUAAAAGACAGUUGUUGAGAACAGUAUACACAGAAAUGUUUAGUUUUGACUGACAUUUGCUUAACAGAACUUUGUCUUUUUAUACAAAAGUCUUGCUUAUGAUACAUAUUAUAAAGUUUUUUUUUAAAAUAAGUUUAUAUAUUUUUUUCAGAAAAACCGAAAAAAUAUUCCUUUUUAUUAGCUUUGACAUUAUUGAUUUCUUAAAUUCAAAUUAGUUAGGAAUUUUUUUUUUAAAAAAAUAUUUUUUUAUAUUUUCUAUUAUAGUUCAGUACAGUACAAAUAAUGUUUUACAAAUGUAUUAAGUUUUGAAUUACAAAACACAGGACUUGCAACUAAUUGUACUUCUGAUAUUUUAAAGGUAUUGUUUUUCUUUAAUGCGGUCUUCAUAUUUCUUUACUGUCUGAUCUCUUGUUGGUACCUGAGCCUUUUAAACUUUUGGAUAACAGCUAUUUUAAAACUUAUCUUAAUAGAAAAU